This is a messenger RNA of Pistacia vera, 1317 nucleotides long. Its product is annotated as 26S proteasome non-ATPase regulatory subunit 7 homolog A. NCBI's taxonomy places the organism in Eukaryota, Viridiplantae, Streptophyta, Magnoliopsida, Sapindales, Anacardiaceae. The transcript has 10 exons. Gene Ontology annotation, cellular component: proteasome regulatory particle; proteasome complex. Gene Ontology annotation, molecular function: metallopeptidase activity; protein binding. Bases 93 to 1025 code for a protein of 310 amino acids. Gene Ontology annotation, biological process: proteasome-mediated ubiquitin-dependent protein catabolic process. The record is from RefSeq and is a predicted model, not a curated record.
CCUGGACAGCAAGCAAUCAAAAACUCUUCAAUAAACUCCUAAAGAAGAAGAAGAAAAUAAACUCAACGAAUCGGAGACCUAAAUAUCGGGAGAUGGACGUGAUUAAAACACAGCAGAUAUCGGUUAGACCUGUCGAGAAGGUGAUAGUUCACCCGCUGGUUCUUCUGAGCAUCGUCGAUAACUACAACAGAGUCGCUAAAGAUACUCGCAAACGUGUCGUCGGCGUUCUUCUCGGCUCGUCUUUUAAAGGAACCAUUGACGUCACUAACAGCUACGCAGUGCCUUUUGAAGAAGAUGACAAGGACCCGAGCAUUUGGUUUCUUGACCACAAUUAUCAUGAAUCCAUGUUCUCCAUGUUCAAGAGAAUAAAUGCAAAGGAGCAUGUUGUGGGAUGGUAUAGCACUGGCCCAAAAUUGCGGGAAAAUGACCUGGAUAUUCACGGGUUAUUUAAUAACUAUGUACCUAAUCCUGUCUUAGUCAUAAUUGAUGUCCAACCCAAGGAGCUAGGAAUUCCCACAAAAGCUUACUAUGCUAUCGAAGAGGUGAAAGAGAAUGCCACUCAGAAAAGCCAGAAGGUGUUUGUGCAUGUACUCUCAGAAAUCGCUGCUCAUGAAGUCGAGGAAAUUGGUGUUGAACACUUGCUUAGAGAUGUGAAGGAUACAACUAUUAGCACCCUUGCAACAGAGGUGACAGGCAAACUUUCAGCUUUGAAGGGGUUGGAUGCCCGACUUCGUGAGAUACGGAGUUAUCUUGACCUGGUUAUUGAUGAGAAGCUCCCAUUAAACCACGAGAUUUUGUAUCAUUUACAGAAUGUGUUCAACCUUCUUCCAAACCUUAAUGUCAAUGAGUUGAUCAAGGCUUUUGCAGUGAAAACAAAUGAUAUGAUGUUGGUGAUUUAUCUUUCUUCUCUUAUAAGAAGUGUCAUUGCUCUACACAACUUGAUCAAUAACAAGAUGCUCAACAAAGAAUAUGAAAAGGCAGAAGACUUGAAGCCAGUUGCUGUUCCUUCUGCAGCUGGAAGUUAAAUUCAGGAACCAUUUGUUGUAGAUUUUCUGCUAGAGGUUGAUCUUCUGAUGAUUGAAUUUUGGUCAUCUUCUUCCAGUUCUCUCAGCCUUUGGGAGUCGUGAGUUCUUUGAAGUAGAAGGAGGGUGGCUGCUUAUUUACAGAAAACUUGCUCUAACGUCCAAUCUGUGUUUCUUAUGAUUCUACAUUAUAUCAAUUUCUCUUCACAUGUAUCUCCAGAAUAUUGGAUUGGUGACAGUUAAAGCCAGCUCUGCCCAACCUCAUUCUUUGCUACUCAAAUAUUAGAUUUUCAAA